Spirometra erinaceieuropaei is the source of this 330-nucleotide messenger RNA. Lineage: Eukaryota; Metazoa; Platyhelminthes; Cestoda; Diphyllobothriidea; Diphyllobothriidae. The record is from the annotation of a GenBank genome assembly.
AUGCCAGUGAACCUGUUCAUUGAUGAUGAUGAUGAUGAUGAUGAUGAUGAUGAUGACGACGAUGAUGAUGAUGAUGAUGAUGAUGAUGAUGAUGAUGAUGAUGAUGAUGAUGAUGAUGAUGAUGAUGAUGAUGAUGAUGAUGAUGAUGAUGGUGGCGGUGGCGGUGGCGGUGGCGGUGGCGGUGGCGGUGGCGGUGGCGGUGGCGGUGGCGGUGGCGGUGGUGGUGGUGGUGGUGGUGGUGAUGAUGAUGAUGAUGAUGAUGAUGACUCUGCCGUCGCGUCCGACGAUGGCCCUCGUGUUCUCCAGAACGAGCUGAAGCAGUCGCGGUGA